This is a messenger RNA of Myotis daubentonii (Daubenton's bat), 1738 nucleotides long. RefSeq names its product zinc finger HIT-type containing 2 (gene ZNHIT2). The record is from RefSeq and is a predicted model, not a curated record. Lineage: Eukaryota; Metazoa; Chordata; Mammalia; Chiroptera; Vespertilionidae.
AAAUCAAACAGGAGCUCAGAUGUUUGUUAAAUAUUGCUUUGUUUUGAAGAGGGAAAAUGCCGCCAACACACACCCAGUCUAGGCGAGGUACCCCACCUUGGCCUUUCCACUCUCUCCCCUUUGUCCUCUCUAUGGCUGUCUAGUAUAAUGGCGGUCCCUACAGCGCAGGGACCGGCACAGUUAACGGCCCAGAGGAGGUGCGUGGCAAAGACCGACUCCUGCCUCUGCGCUCUGCAGCGCCAAGCGGCCGCGCUGGGGCUGGUACCGCGCUCCCACCUCACCACCGCCUCCUGCGCCUGCCCAGCCUCGACGUGAGGGCGGGGUUUGGAUGCCGAGUGUGGGCGGAAGUUGCCGAGAGUCUUCGGGGAGCUUUCACUAGGCGCUCGGUGGGCCCCACCGAGAGGCGGAAGUCACCGAGGAGCGCCGGAGGUUGCCGAGCUGCGGCCUCUGCGUUCGCGGGUGGCCGGCGGCGCCAGUUGCCAUGGAGCCGGCCGGGCCCUGCGGUUUCUGCCCGGCCGCCGAGGCCCAGCCGGCGCGCUACGUCUGCCCCCGCUGUAACGUGCCCUACUGCUCGCUGCGCUGCUACCGGGCGCAUGGCACCUGCGCCGAAGACUUCUACCGGGACCAGGUGCUGGGAGAGCUCCGCGGCCGCAGCGCCUCUCCCAGCCGCCUAGCCAGCGCCCUCCGCCGGCUGCGCCAGCAACGCGAGACCGAGGACGAGCCGCAGGACGCAGGCCUCAGCCCGGGCCCGGCGCCCGGCGGCCUCUUGGGACUCUGGGAGCGGCUAUCCCCGGCCGAGAAGGCGGCCUUCGAGCAGCUGCUGAACCGUGGCGAGGCCGGGCGGCUGCUGCCCCCGUGGCGGCCGUGGUGGUGGGGGAGCGGGGCCGGGCCACGACUUCUGGAGGAGCUGGAUGAUACCCCGGGCGGGGAGGCCGCGGAGCUGGAGCCCGACCCUGCGAAGGCGCCGCCAGAACCCGCGAGGGAUGCCGCUGCCGCGGAGUCCCCGGCCGCCGCGGAGACGGCUCUCGGAGACGCCCCGGGGGCCUGCACGCCCGCUGUGCCCGCCCGGAUCCCCGCGCUGGCCAGCCUGAGCCGCGGCAGGGUCUCGCCGCUCGUGCGCUUCCAGCUGCCCAACGUGCUGUUCGCCUAUGCGCACACCCUUGUCCUGUAUCAUGGCGGCGACGAUGCGCUGCUCACCGACUUCUGUGCCACGCUGCUCGGCGUUUCGGGAGCCCUGGGUGCCCAGCAGGCCUUUGCCUCUGCCGAAGAAGCCCUGCAGGCCGCCGCCCACGUGCUUGAAGCGGGCGAGCAUCCCCCGGGGCCCCUGGGCACACGGGGUGCCAUGCGCGAGGCCGCCCGCAUCCUGCUGGGCGAGGGCCCUGCCAACCAGAAGGGCUACACGCUGGCAGCCCUGGGGCACUUGGUGCAGACUCUGGGCCGGGCCCGGAAACGGGCCGAGGCUACUGAGGUGCGAGAUCGCCUCUACCGGGCCCGAAAGAAGUGCCAGUUCCUGAUGGCUUGGACCAACGAGAAUGAGGUGGCCCUCCCAGCCCUGGCUCUGGACUGUGCCAGGGCCCACCGAGCUCACGCUGUAGCGGCGGAAGAGGUGGCAGCCCUCACUGGGGAGCUGGAGCGGCUUUGGGGAGGUCCCCUACCACCUGCCCCGAGGACACUCAUUGAGGAACUCCCUGGCUGAACUGUGGGCUCCUUGUCAUCAAUAAACCUGUGAAUGGUCUGA